Molecule: messenger RNA, 3089 nt
Organism: Myotis daubentonii (Daubenton's bat)
Lineage: Eukaryota; Metazoa; Chordata; Mammalia; Chiroptera; Vespertilionidae
Gene: SYNC
Product: syncoilin, intermediate filament protein
Exons: 5
Coding region: 125-1723 (532 amino acids)
Biological process (GO): intermediate filament-based process
Cellular component (GO): cytosol; intermediate filament; sarcolemma
Source: RefSeq, a predicted model, not a curated record
GGCCAAGUGGGCGCGCCCUCCGGCGGAUCCGGUGUCGGCUGCAGCUGUCAGUGCGGCGGGCGCGGAGCCGGCGGCCGGCGGGGCCGCCUAUUAAUAACGCGCUGCCCGGCCGGGUCGCGCAGCCAUGGCCAGCUCGGAGCCCCGGCGCAGCGGCGACGGCGCCGCCCAGGCCGCGAGGGAAACAAGAGCACAGGCCACUUCUUUUCAAGAGGAGGGACACUCUGAAUGCCUGGAUGAUACUUUUCCUUUGGAGGGGAUCUUGAAUAUAGAGGACAUGCUCUUCCUGGGGGACACAGGUGACUUUGAUGACAUCCUGUAUCUGGAAGAGACUGGGCAGCCUGAGGAGACGCUGUAUAUAGAGGAUAACAGGCAGCCAAAUGAGGCCGUGUGUGUGGAGGAGCCUGUGAAGCCAGAGGACACACUGUGUGUGGAGGAGCCUGUGAAGCCGGAGGACACACUGUGUGUGGAGGAGCCUGUGAAGCCGGAGGGCACACUGUGCGUGGAGGAGCCUGUGAAGCCGGAGGACACACUGUGCGUGGAGGAGCCUGUGAAGCCGGAGGGCACACUGUGUGUGGAGGAGCCUGUGAAGCCGGAGGGCACACUGUGUGUGGAGGAGCCUGUGAAGCCAGAGGACACACUGUGUGUGGAGGAACCUGUGAAGCUGGAGGAGACAAGCCCAGAGCAGAUGGCUCAUGGGGGAGAGACGGUCACAAAAGAAGAGAAGCCUAACCCUGAGAACCUUGGAGCCGGGUCUAGUCCCAGCACAGAGGAGAGCCUGAGCAUAGAGGACCUAGAACUGCUCGAGGGGCGUUUCCAGGAAUGCGUCCAAGCUGUGGCCCAGCUGGAAGAGGAGCGGGAUCAGCUCAUCCAUGAGCUUGUGUUGCUCCGGGAACCAGCUCUCCAGGAGGUGCAACAAGUCCAUCAGGACAUCCUGGAUGCCUACAAACUGCAUGCUCAAGCAGAGCUGGAGAGGGAUGGGCUCAGGGAGGAGAUCCACCUGGUCAAGCAGAAGCUGUUCAAGGUGACCAAGGAGUGUGUGGCCUACCAAUACCAGCUGGAGUGCCGCCAGCAGGAAGUGGCCCAGUUUGCCGAUUUCCGGGAAGUGCUGACCGCACGGGCAGCCCAGCUCUCAGAGGAACUGGCCCAGCUCCGGGAUGCCUAUCAGAAGCAGAAGGAGCAGUUACGGCAGCAAAUAGAAGCACCUCCAAGCCAGAGGGAAGGACACUUCCUGCAGGAGAGCCGGCAGCUCUCUGCCCAGUUUGAGAACCUCGUGGCAGAGAGCCGCCAGGGCCUGGAGGAGGAGUAUGAGCCUCAGCUGGUGCGGCUCCUAGAGAGGAAAGAAGCCGCUGCCAAAGCCCUGCAGAGAACCCAGGCAGAGAUCCAGCAGAUGAAGGAGGCUCUGCGGCCCCUGCAAGCCGAGGCCCAGCAGCUCCGUCUGCUGAACAGGAACCUGGAGAGCCAGAUCACACUUGUGAGGCAAAAACGCGACGAGGAAGUGCAGCAGUACCGGGAACAGCUGGAGAAAAUGGAAGAACAACAGACACAAUUAAGAAAUGGAGUGCAACUCCAGGAACAGAAGAACAAAGAGAUGGAGCAGCUAAGGAUCAGCCUUACUGAAGAGCUUUCAACUUAUAAGGCUAUGCUACCCAAGAGCCCGGAACAGGCUAAUACUCCCACUUCUCAGGCAGGUGGAAUCGAGACACAGUCUCAAGGAGCUGUUUAGAAAUGUAUGGCCAAAUCUGUAACCCAGAAACAACCAAAAAAGCUUCUUAACAAAGGAUCACUAAAUACCCUUUUCCAAACACAGAAGACAGUGCCAGGGACUUGGCAAGCAAUUCACCCUGGGGAAGAUACAAAUACUGGCUGACCUGUUUAAAAAGAUUCUAGGCUGGCUGGAGGCAGAACACACCGGUCAGCUCUUAGCUGGAUUCUAUUUCACAGGCUACUGGUAAUGAUUUCAAUGCACGAAGGAACAGCAAAAAAAAAAAAAAAAAAAAAAAGCCUCUUGUCCCUCCUGUCCACCAGCAGCAAAGGAUGAAUAUAUGCACCCCUGCAGCCUUGUGCAGAACGAAACUUGCCUUGUUGUUGACCUAAACCAAAAACAUUUUUUUUUUGGAGCACAGGUGGGGUCAAAAGGCAGCCAAUUUUCAUUAUAUGGGUUUAUAAUUUGAAUUCUUUUGUGCCAUGAGUGUUGGACUUUUAAUGAAUCCUUUUACAAAGUUUACUUUUUAUGCUGACACAUAGUUUACUCUUGUGUCAAGAUAAUUUUCACUAUACUCUAAAAGAACUUAGUUCCAGAAAAAAAGGAACUAAAUUUGAAUCUAAAGGUUAAGGAUAUUCAGGUUUCCCUAAAGAUCAUGCCUCAUGAAAAUGAUUUUUGGUGAGUAAUCUACUCAGUUAAACUGAGUGAUUGCAAAGAACCAGGCAUUUUAUCUGGUUAUGGUACGUGGCUUUCAGCCUUUAUUUCUCACUUCUAAGAACAGGUCCCAGUGAAAAACAUACUGGGGAGAUUCAACCUCUAUAUGAGAAAAGGUUCAAACACCUUUUCCAAAUUUAAAUUUUGCCUUAAAAUCUUUCUGCCACACUGCCUUUGACAUGCUUGAAAGUCCAUGUAGUUCUCUAUGAAUAGACUUAAAAAAGAUGUUAUUUUAUCGAAGACUAAUCUGUACACCUAUGAUUCAAUGUUUUAUGUCUUUCACUUUCCCUGUGAAGGAGUAAAACUGUUUUCUAUAGCUCUGGGUCUAUUAUAAUUAAUUCUGCUCUUGGUAGUCAAAGACCACAGAAAAUAACUGUCAUCUGAAGAAUUCUUCUAGAAGCCAGAGACUGGUGUUUGAUAGAUAUUAUAUUAUAUACUAAAUAAAGCCCAUCAGCAUUGGGUUAUGUAGAAAAGCAAUUUAUUUCAUUAUAAGCACUUACACAGUUAGUCAUAGAGAGUAACAGGCCUGUUAGUGAAACAGGUCACCCAAAACAGAGAUGGUAUCAAACUAGUGGUCAAGGACUAACUCCUAAAAAAAAAAAGCAACUCUUAUCCAGGAUUAAUUUAAUUUUAAAAACAAAUACAAGCUAUAGAUUCACUCUUCUCAACUUAA